UUAUCUGGUUCUUUUAAUCUCCAGGUAUUACCAGCUACAUGCGUGGUCAGAUUGGCCCAAGCUCCAAGGAAAUGUCUUCACUUAAAGCCAUUACAGACUUCAUGAAAGAAAGAGAUGAAUUAGUUGUUGUAGGAUUCUUUAAAGAUGAAAACGACAAGCUGCUGGAAAAAUACCUGGAAGCCAAUGAUGACAUCAGAGACAAUUAUCCCUUUGCACACACCUUUGAUGCUACAGCUAAGAAGCACUUUGGCAUCACCAAGAGCUCUAUUGUGUUGUUCCAUCCUGAAAAGUUCAGGUCAAAGUUUGAAGAUAAACAAAUUGUGUUUAAGGGUGAAGAUCCCAAACCCGAGGACAUUCAGAAAUUUUAUGAGGACAACCGUAUUCCGCUGGUUGGUGAAAUGGACUCUCAUGACCAACAAAAGAAGUACACCAAACGGCCUCUGUGCAUUGUCUAUUACGACGUGGAUUUCGGUUUUGAAAACCGCGUAGCGACCCAGUUUUGGCGUCAAAAAGUGCUAGAGGUCGCCAAUGACCACCGUGACAUCACCUUUGCUAUUGCAAACGAGGAGGACUUUCAAGAUCAGCUCAAAGAUUUUGGACUGGAUGAUUCUGGAGAGGAGAUAAACGUUGGCUGCUUUGAUGAGAAGAACAGAAAAUACCCAAUGGAGCCCGAUGAAGAAUUCAGCGAAGAUAGUCUCCGUGAAUUUGUAGAGAACUUCAAAGAGGGUAACAUCAAGGCACAAAUAAAAUCGCAGCCGAUACCAAAGAAAAACACUGGCCCAGUCACUGUAGUAGUUGGAAAAACAUUCCACGAUAUCGUCAUGGAUCCUAAAAAAGAUGUUCUUAUCGAGCUGUACGCACCAUGGUGUGGACAUUGUAAGGCCCUGGAGCCCACUUACAAGAAACUUGGAAAGCAUUUUAAAGACGAGCCUAACAUAGUCAUUGCUAAAAUGGACGCUACAGCCAACGACGUACCCCCCGGGUUUUCCGCGGAAGGUUUUCCGACCAUCUACUUUGCGCCGGCGAACGACAAGAAGAAUCCUUUUAAACAUGACGGAGAGCGAGGAUUUGACGACCUGGUGAAACUUGUGGAGGAGAAAGCGACGGUAUCGCUUAAAAAAGCCGCUAAAGAAGAACUUUAAAAUUCUAGGUAGAAAACAUAUUUCGACCGUUUGGAACAUUUUGCAUCGCUAAAUUAAACAGACAAAUUGUGGGCAAGAAAUCCGUGCAACUGUAUAUUUUCCUGGACAUGGAGAGAGAAAAGUCGUAUUUUUUCAUCAACAAUGGAUUCUUGCUAGUUCUGGACAGGACGUAAAUCUACACUGUAGCUCCUCUUUUUUUUCGUUUGGGAAGAUGAGUAUAUUCACAAUGUAGUUGGCUAAUAAAACCACCUCGUACCGUAUC
This is a messenger RNA of Orbicella faveolata, 1404 nucleotides long. RefSeq names its product protein disulfide-isomerase A4-like. Gene Ontology annotation, biological process: protein folding; response to endoplasmic reticulum stress. Gene Ontology annotation, molecular function: protein disulfide isomerase activity. NCBI's taxonomy places the organism in Eukaryota, Metazoa, Cnidaria, Anthozoa, Scleractinia, Merulinidae. The record is from RefSeq and is a predicted model, not a curated record. Gene Ontology annotation, cellular component: cell surface; endoplasmic reticulum.